AUGUCGGCGAUUGACAUCGAACAUGUCCUUUCUGAGCUAUCCCUAAACGAAAAGGUCUCAUUACUUUCAGCACUAGGCGCUACUUUCGACAAAGAACUUAUAUUUGCUCUCGGAAAGCUUCUCGGUCUGGAAUGCAAGGCAAAGGGGGCCCAUGUCCUCCUAGGGCCAACGAUUAAUAUCCAGCGAAGCCCGUUGGGAGGUCGCGGGUUUGAAUCUUUCUCAGAAGAUCCUGUACUCUCGGGAUCUUUGGCUACCAGUUAUUGUUUGGGUGUUCAGACUGAGGAUGUUAUUCCGACACCCAAGCAUCUUGUAUGCAAUGACCAGGAGCAUGAGCGUGUUGCUGUUAAUGCUCUUGUCACUGAGCGUGCGCUAAGGGAAAUAUAUCUACUUCCAUUCCAGCUCGUCAUUGAGGGCGCCAAUCCCCAGGCCCUUAUGACAUCUUACAACAAGGUUAACGGAUGCCACGCUAGCGAGAGCCCUGAUCUGCUCCAAGAUGUUGUUCGGAAAGAAUGGAAUUAUAAUGGCCUAAUCAUGAGCGAUUGGUUCGGUACGUACAGUGUGUCUGAGGCUGUCAAUGCCGGUCUGGAUCUUGAAAUGCCAGGUCCAUCUCGAUUUCGGGGGCCGGGAUUGGUCCAUGCCGUCACGUCCAACAAGGUCUCGGAGAGGACUAUCAAUGAUCGAGUUCGCAGUGUCUUAGAUCUGGUGAAGCGAGCGGCAAGCUCGGGAAUCCCAGAAAACGCACCUGAAACCCAACGAAAUCUUCCCGAAGACAAGGCAUUACUCCGCAAAGCAGCCGCCGAGUCAAUAGUUCUUCUCAAAAAUGACGAUCAUAUUCUACCUUUGGAUUUGACGAAAAAAACCCUCGUCAUUGGUCCAAAUGCCAACAUCGCGGCGUAUUGUGGUGGAGGCUCUGCCGCUCUGCCAGGGUAUUAUGCCAUUUCACCCCUAGAGGGAAUCAGCGGCAGCUGUACUGGGGGUGUAACCUUCUCACAGGGAUUGUAUGGCCACAAAGAGCUGCCCCUACUAGGUGAACAACUGAAAACCGAAGAUGGCCAAUAUGGCUAUACAUUCAGCGUGUUUACCGAGCCAUCUUCCAACAAAAGCAGAAAAGCGGUAGAUAUUCUACACAUGAAGAGCAGCUCCGCGUUUUUGAUGGACUACAAGCAUCCGAAAGUACACUCCGACCUUUACUAUAUCACCAUGGAAGGCAUAUUCGAGCCUUUGGAAAGUGGAAUAUACGACUUUGGCCUCACUGUAGCGGGUACCGGAGAGCUCUUCAUCGAUGGCGAGAAAGUAGUCGAUAAUAAGAACAAUCAGCGACAGGGGACGUCAUUCUUCGGAAUCGGUACUCCAGAAGAACGAGGCUCCAAGUACCUCGAAGCAAACAAACGGUACAAAAUUAUGGUCGACUACGGGACUGCGCCGACUUCAAAUCUGAAACUGCAUGGAGUCGUGUCCUUUGGACCCGGUGGAGUGCGAGUGGGAGGGUGCAAGCGCAUCGAUGCAGAACAGGCCAUUCAAGAGGCUGUGGAUCUUGCAGCUACAUUUGACCAAGUCGUUGUAUGUGUUGGACUGAGUGGGGAAUGGGAAAGCGAAGGAUUUGACCGUCCGCACAUGGAUCUGCCGCCGAUGUCAGAUCAACUUGUUGAAAGAAUUCUUGCUGUCCAGCCAAAUGCUGCGGUUGUUGUGCAAAGUGGAACUCCUGUAUCAAUGCCUUGGGCUCGGGACGUAAAGGCUCUUCUUCAUGCGUGGUAUGGUGGGAAUGAAACGGGAAAUGGUAUUGCGGAUGUCAUCUUCGGGAAUGUGAAUCCGUCUGGCAAACUUCCUCUUAGCUUCCCAGAGUUUAUCGAGGAAAACCCAGCAUAUCUGUCAUAUCGAUCAGAAGGAGGAAGAGUGCUGUACAGCGAGGACAUAUACGUUGGUUAUCGCUACUAUGAAAAGGUCAAGCGAGAACCUCUCUUCAGCUUCGGUUAUGGUCUCUCAUACACGGCAUUCCGACUUUCGGGACUAGGUACUUCUCAGCCAUUGGCAGCUCGCAACAACAUCAAGGAAGAAGUGUUGGAAGUUUCUGUCUCAGUUGAGAAUACUGGAACUUGCAGCGGUGCAGAAACCGUUCAAGUAUACAUUUCACCACCUAACAACGCCAGCAUUUCCCGCCCUGUGAGAGAGCUUAAGGGGUUCAAAAAGGUCAAGCUACAACAAAGUGAGAAAAUGGAGGUCAUGAUUACUAUCCCGAUUGCUCUGGCUACCAGUUUCUGGGAUGAGAGAUCGUCCGCCUGGUUGAGUGAAGCGGGAGAGUACACUGUCACUGUCGUUGGAACGGGUGAGCAGAAUAUACUUUCAACAGGAUUCGUGAUUUGCCAGACAAGAGAGUGGACUGGCCUGUGUGGGCCUGUUAUUACUGCUGCAUCUCGGCAUGUCAAUGGAAACGGAAAGUAG
This is a messenger RNA of Penicillium manginii, 2439 nucleotides long. Its product is annotated as beta-glucosidase. The transcript has 4 exons. Bases 1 to 2439 code for a protein of 812 amino acids. The record is from RefSeq and is a predicted model, not a curated record. Gene Ontology annotation, molecular function: beta-glucosidase activity. Lineage: Eukaryota; Fungi; Ascomycota; Eurotiomycetes; Eurotiales; Aspergillaceae. Gene Ontology annotation, biological process: glucan catabolic process.